This is a messenger RNA of Callorhinchus milii (elephant shark), 5978 nucleotides long. RefSeq names its product WD repeat domain 90 (gene wdr90). Gene Ontology annotation, molecular function: protein binding. Gene Ontology annotation, cellular component: centriole. NCBI's taxonomy places the organism in Eukaryota, Metazoa, Chordata, Chondrichthyes, Chimaeriformes, Callorhinchidae. The record is from RefSeq and is a predicted model, not a curated record. Bases 429 to 5975 code for a protein of 1848 amino acids. The transcript has 43 exons.
GGAAAAAUACAUUUCAAUAUUCUGCUGCGAGUGCUAAGAGAUGACUAGGGAAAGGGAGACUUCAGGGUGGUAAUAGAGUGGUGAUCAAGGAUGGGAUAGUUGCGAAAAGGGAAUUGGGAGUAAGAUAUUGGUUGGAAGGGGGUAGGAUUAAAAAAAAAUGAUGGUUGUAAAAUAUAUAUGAACAGUGAGGUGAACAAGAGGUCAAAAAAGAGAUACAGUUGGAGUGGACAAAGCACAUUGUAGAGAGAGAAAGGAUUACGGGACUGAUAGUCAGUGGAACAAGUGGGCAGGGAGGUGCUUGAAUGUGAGAGUAGAAUUUGUUUUGUAAGAAGGUUUGAGAGCUGUACGAAUUGCGAAAAAUAUACUGGUGCUCCUGACAAUUCAAACUCAACAAGAGAAAAGUCUGGCUGUGAGGACCUGACAGUGCUAUGACUUGCAAAGAGUCUCUGUGGCAGCGUCCGUAUGUGAAUAUCUUCAAGCACUUCAAGGUGGAAGAAUGGAAGAAAUCAACAAAAGAAGGGGAUGUAAUGAGUUUUAUGGACAGAACCUUGAAGGCCACAGUUUACCGUAUCCGAGGAGCUAUCCCUGCUGGUAACUAUAUUCAGCUACCGAAAACUACCACUCAAUCGCUUGGACUGACUGGCCGUUACCUUUACCUCCUCUUCAAACCAGUUGCCUCCAAGUACUUUGUAGUUCACUUUGAUGCAGUCACUGAGGAUAGCCAAGUCAUUCGCAUUUCAUUCUCCAACCUCUUCAAAGAAUUCAAGUCCACAGCCACAUGGCUCCAGUUCCCCUUUAUUUGUGGUGCAGCCAAGGGAUUUGUAUAUAAUAGCACUGCAAAAACUGCAAAGGAAGACUUGGUGGGCCCUGCUCCUGUUGGUGUGCCAUGGAUAUGCCUAAUGAUGGAUCUUCAGUACAUCCUCUCAGUUUACCUUAAUCGGCGAUACAGCCACCUUAAGAACAUCAAACUCUGCUCAAACAUGCUUGUUAAGAAUAUCUUUACCAGUGACAUAAUAUUUGAGCCAAGUGUGACUGUCUCCAAAGCAAAACGGGAAGGGUUGGUUCUUCAAGAUGUGUGUCCAAUUCCACGAGAAAUGGCUUUCCUUGCGCCUAAAGGCGAAAAUUGGCAUGAUAUAUACGAUUAUAUCAGGUUUCCUUCAAGUGGAGCUAAGAUGCCAUUUGAUUCCAUUCAAAAGGGACAGUGCAGCCCAAGUGGAAAAGGUCUUCCAACAAAUCGCAGUCCAGUUAGAACAAAUCCAUGCACAUUGAGUGUUAGCAAGACAGUUCAAGACCGUGUUUCCCUCAUCCAGCAGAUUACCAGUCCAGAAGCAGCAUUUUAUAGAUCUAAAAGACGCCCUCUGGUGACAAAAAAUAUCCCAGAAAUACACUUUCAAGAGACUGUGCCAAAGUUCUCUCCUUAUAAAGGCGAAAGGUUUGAAGAUUGGAAGGAAAAUGACCAGGAAGCACCUGCAGCAAAGAGCGAUAGGAUUGUAAAAGUGAUUCCAAGGGAAGAUGGUGGGAUUCAUGUGUUUGCACAUCGAGGAGUUGGCAUUGCAGUCCAUAAACACAGCAGUGACGAGGGACUGCAGCCUGAUCCAAUAUUAAAAUUGAAGAAAAUUAUUGGAUUUGGAGGAAGCACUUUGAAAUAUGCUGUAUGGACCAAGUCUGGAUCAACUGUGGUCUACCCAUGUCAUGCCAUAGUUGUGGCAAUGGAAAUUGAGACAGGACGCCAGAAAUUUUUCAUUGGACACACUGACCGGGUUUCUGCUCUGUCUUUUAAUGGAAACACAACAUUGUUGGCAUCGGCGCAAACUGGAAAUCUGAGUGUGGUCCGAGUUUGGAACUAUUUUAAAGGGAGCUGCCUAGCCAUGUUUAGAACCCACGUGCAUUCAGUAUCGUGUCUCAGUUUUUCAUUCAGUGGGGCAGUGCUCUGUGGUGUUGGGAAGGAUGGACAUGGAAAAACUAUGGUGGUGGUUUGGAACACAGCAAAGGUCAAUCCAGAUGGUGAAGUUGUGGUGAUGGCGAAGGCUCAUACUGAGGUGGAUAUUCAGAUGAUGAAAAUAGCAUCUUUUGAUGAUACCAGGAUGGUGUCCUGCGGAAGAGACAACAUCCGUUUGUGGAGGAUCAGAAGUGGGGCCCUACGGUCUUGUCCAGUAAAUCUGAGUGAAUAUCACAGUUUAGAAUUCACGGAUGCAUCAUUUGAGGAGGGAAACUUAGCUGACAAAGAUCCUGAGGAUAGGACACUCUUUGCAUGCAGUAAGAGUGGGCACAUCCUCGAGAUUGACUACAAAAAUGUUGUGAUUAAGAAUGCUCGUCGGUUAUUCACUUCACAAACAAAGCAUUCACAUCGAAGGGAAAAGUCAACGUUCAACUCUGGUCCUGCUAUUGCGAUCAACAGUAUCAGUGUUUCUGCUGCCUUCUGUGCCACAGGGUCUGAUGAUGGUUACUUGCGUCUCUGGCCCCUAGAUUUCUCUACUGUUUUUCUUGAAGCCGAACACGAGAGUCCUGUCAGUGUGGUAAACAUUGAUCCUAAUGGACUAAAGGUCCUCGCUGCAACAUGUACAGGUAACCUGGGAUACCUGGAUAUAUCAAGCAGAGGCUACACUACUCUUAUGAGGUCACACACGGACAGAAUCCUGGCUUCCUCCAUGGAUGGAAUAAGGAGACAUCUUGUUACGGUGUCUGAAGAUGGCACCAUCCGUGUGUGGGAACUGGAUUCCAUGCAGCAAUUCUAUGACUUUGUGAGUCCCGGAGAGAUCCCAUGUGCUGUGAACUAUCACCCCAUACAGCAGAUUUUUGCCUGUGGAUUCAACAGUGGAGUGGUGCGAAUCUUUAACGUUGAGAAUUCCAGUCUCCUGUCUGAACAGCGACAGCACAGAGGGCAGGUGAUUGGACUGCUGUUCUCUCCUAAUGGAGAAUAUCUGUAUAGCGCUGGUUCUUUGGGUUCUCUGGCUCUAUACAAUGCCACAGAGGAGGAUCACCAUGUCAUUAGGCUUCUAGGCAAUGUUGUAGCGAGAGGUUGUGAUCGUGCCCCGGAUGCACUGACAGUGAGCAGUGAUGGUCGUUACUUGGCUAUGGUGGGCCCAACUGAACACAUUGUCACUGUGAUGGAUGCUUGCUCACUGGAUGAGGUAAUGCGUGUGGAUGUUAGUAUCCUCGACCUGGAGACCUCAACUCUUGAUACUGCUCUCAAAGUCUGCUACGCACCUGCCACAAUCAACCAGCUACUGGUGACAACAUCUUCCAAUAAGAUCCUAUGGCUGAACCCAAGGACUGGGAGACUGAUUCGACAGAUCUGUAAUGCACACAAAAAAGUCGCCUCGGCUAUAGCUGUGAGUGAGGAUGUUCAGUACCUGCUGACUGCUGGAGAAAAGGUCAUUAAAGUCUGGGAUUACCAUAUGAAACAGGACACUAAUUUUCAGGUGUUUAUUGGCCAUUCUGAAGCAAUUCAACAAGUCGCUUUCACUCCAGAUCAGUUGAGUGUAAUAAGUGUUGGAGAUGGAAUAUUUAUCUGGGAUUUUCUUGCUGGUUUAUCAGACCAGAAGGAGACUAAUGACAAUUUGCCGGUGGAAACAUUUGCCCCUCUUAGAGCUGAAGCUUCCUCAAAGGCAGAUGGCAGAGAACUGCUCAUGAGCAGUGGGAUGCCUCGUCAGUCGGUGCCGUUUCCUAGUUCCUCCCCACCCCGGCUUGAUAUCAGCGGCAUUGAAACUAAUCACCAGGGCGAACUCUUGUCCGAUUCUGAGAAUAAAUGUAGCCACAGCCAGCUGGGUGGCUCCCGAAGGAGAAAUGAAAACUCUUUCCUCCAUGUUCGUGAAGGCAUAUACAAGGAAAGUUUGUCGCCUUUCUUGAGGUCCAGUUGUGGUCAGGAGGAGCUGGAGCCGGAUGGACCAGCAGCAACACAAGUUGGAGAUGGAGAUUAUUUGCAAUCUUGUGCACAGCCAGAUUCAUACAAACAUUUCACUGCUAGAUUUAAGACCUCGUUUGUGUCUCAGAAUGCAGUUCCCUCUCCUGGCAAGAAGAAACUGAAAUUGAAAGUGGUCAACGGAUAUAAUGGAAAUGGGAGAGGAAACAUGGUCUGGAAUCCUGAUACAGCUCUGUUUGCCUACUCAUGUGGGUGCUUGGUGAUAAUUGAAGACUUGCACUCUGGGUCUCAAAGACAUUUAACUGGUCAUGUUGAAGAAGUCUCCACCCUUGCAUUGAGCCAUGAUGCACAGGAUCUCGCCUCAGCCUCUGGCGGCCAAGGUCAGGCCAGCAGUUGUAUUUUUAUUUGGAAUGUGACAAGUGGCACUUGUAAGAAAGUACUUUCUCAACAUACAACUGAGGUGCAAGCUAUGGCCUACUCCAGGGAUGAUCGGUUACUGAUAUCUGUGGGAGAUUACAGAGAUCUCACAAUUGCUUUGUGGGAUACCAGUGAUUAUGUGCUAUUAACCAUGACAAAGGUAUUGGAUGCUGUCCAUGAAAUAGCAUUUGACCCAACAACUGCCUGUGAAUUUGCCUGUGUUGGGGUGGGAGCUGUGCAAUUCUGGUUGUUGGAAAAGAAUGGCAGUGAUGUACAACUCAAGGUUCACAGAGUCCCAGUCCCCGAUGAGGUGGGCCUUGUGGAGCUCACUGCACUGUGCUACAACACAGAUUCUGUUCUUUAUACUGCUACCAGCACAGGGAAGGUCUGUGCUUGGGAUACCCAGUACAAUCGGUGCUUCAUGGUUUGGGAUGCAGAUGACGGAGAGAUUGGGAUUGUGAAGUGUCGAGGACACCGUUUAAUGACCGGUAGUAACGCAAAGAAGGUCCGGUUAUGGACAGUCACAGCAGUUCAGGAAAUGAGACUUGAGGGUACAGGAGCAAGGUCAAGUUCAGUGCUCCUGGAACAUGAAAUGGUUUUGGAUGGUACAGUGAUUAGUGCAGUCUUUGAUGAUAUCAUGGAUAUGGGUAUUGUGGGAACCACAGCAGGCACUCUGUGGUAUAUAAACUGGGCUGAGAACACCAGUAUCCGUCUGAUCAGCGGCCAUAGAAACCAGGUGAAUGAAGUGAUUUUUAGCCCUAAUGAGGGACAUUUUGCCACAUGUGCAGAAGAUGGCAGCUUGAGGGUGUGGGUCAUGCAAAGUACUGAGCUGGUUGUACAGUUUCAAGUGCUUAAUCAGAGCUGUCUGUGCAUGGCAUGGAGUCCAGUGCAUCACUCAGGAGAGCUUCUUGCCAAAGAACAGCUAGUGGCUGGAUACAGCGAUGGCACGAUUCGCCUUUUCAACGUUUUAAAGACAGAAAUGGAACUGAAGAUCCAUCCACACCCAGUGGCAGUCAGUGCUAUCGCUUACUCCAUGGAUGGUGAGGUUAUUCUUUCAGGAGAUAAAGAUGGCCUUGUGGCCAUCAGUAGCCCUCGAACAGGAUUGACAGUCCGUGUUAUCAGUGACCACAGGGGUUCCCCCAUUACAACAAUUCAGUGUACAUUGAAAAAGUUUGAUGAAUUUGGGCUUCGAGGAUGUGAAAUGUGGUUGUCUGUCAGCUCCGAUCGACGUGUUAGUGUCUGGGCUGCUGACUGGCUUAAAGACCAAUGUGAACUCAUUGAUUGGCUGACGUUUCCUGCGCCUGUUGAUCCUGGGGCGUGUGACAGGAGUAAUGUGCCGCCAAGCUUAGCCGCUUUCUCACCGAGUCAAAGUGGUGAAGUGGUUUAUGUGGGAUAUGGAGUGGAGCCAGAGAUCAUCUUCUACAGUCUACACGUAAAACAGAUAAUUAGAACGAUGACAUUGUCUCACUGGGCCACCUGUUUGAGUAUCUCUCCAAAAGGCCACCUUAUAGCUGUUGGCUCGAACGAGAGACUUCUGAGAUUGAUUGAAUAUCCAAGUGGAAAUUUCCAGGAUUUGCCUGGGCACAGUGAUACUGUUCAAUUCAGUCGAUUCACACCAUCUGGGAAAUAUUUCCUGUCUACAUCGUACAAUGAGGUGUUUAUCUGGGAAGUGCAGAAACAUUCCCUGAAGCCCUGAUAC